Molecule: messenger RNA, 645 nt
Organism: Rotaria sp. Silwood1
Lineage: Eukaryota; Metazoa; Rotifera; Eurotatoria; Philodinida; Philodinidae
Source: the annotation of a GenBank genome assembly
AUGCACGAAGCAGAUGUCUGGGUAGAUAGUUUACAUGUUGGUCGUCAUCUCGGUGGUUAUUUACCCUUCUAUAUUGAAAUUCCAAGCGGCAGGAACAUAACAGUUCGUCUUCGCAACACUGACAAUUCUCUUAUUUCACCAGGUAAAAAUUUGUUUGCAUUAGAUUUUAAUUAUUAUGGUGGUCUCUAUCGUCAUGUAUGGCUUUUGAGAAAACCUGCCCACCUUCGUUUCGAUCGACAUAUUCGCAUUCAAUAUGAAAAUAUUAGUCGAGCUCAAGUGACUCUUCGUGUACAGUUCAGUGUCAUUCAUACACCUAGUAAACUCGGUCAAUAUCGAAUCCGAUACUUGUUGGAUAGUCAUGAACUAUUGCCUUCUUCCAUUUUACUUCAAGAAAAUUCAUCAAAGAAAUCUGAUUCAUAUGAUGUAAAAAUGAAUGUUUUUAAUCCUCGCCUUUGGUCACCAUCACAACCGAAUCUCUAUGAGUUUCUAUUGGAACUUUUAUCAGACAUAGGAACAGAAGAAGGCAUAGUUGAUCGACACAACAUCAGCAUUGGACUUCGUUCACUAGAGUUUCGAUCUGAUAAUUCACAUUUAUUUUUGAACGGACAACAAAUGGAUUUUCUUGUUGGAACAAAUCGACAUUAA